AUGGCCACUGCCCCCCCUCCUCACCAACCAACCCUCCUCACAAACACCACCUCCCUCCUCCAAACCUUCACCGAUUUCCUCACAGUCGCAAUCCACACGAUCCUCUACUCUCGUACCCUCUAUCCUCCAUCAGCCUUCAUCAGCACCCGCAAAUACAACUUCCCCGUCCGCCAGAACCGACACCCCGUGGUCUGCGCCUGGAUCAACAAUGCCGUGUCCUCCGUCUCUACCCUCCUGACCAAGGGCUCUGUACGUGCCAUUGCGGUGGUGGUGUUUAAUAAGGACCUAGAAGUCAUGGAAAGGUAUAUGUUCGACAUGUCGAAAUUCCCAGUUGUGGAUCCCAAGGAGGGGUUAACGGAUUUUGAGGCGAGGAGGGACAGAGAGGGACAGGAGUUGCCAGUGGGUGUUAGUACAGUAGAUAUCGAGGAACAAUUGAGGGCUACGAUUAGGAGGCUGGCUUAUGGGGCUGAGAAGUUGGGUCCGUUGCCCGAAGGGUGUACGUAUUCCCUUGCUGUGGAGUUGAGGGAUGAGGUCGAUCCGCCGAUUGGGCAUCCGCAACCUUGGGUACCGUCGGAACCAAGUCUGCAGACUGGAGAGAAGACCAGUGAGAGGAUUGGAGCCGACUUGGGAGGGAUUAAAAGUACACCACUUAGACUUGUGGAAGCUGGAGAGUUCAUUUUGGAGAUGUGGAUUGAAGAAGGCAGAGCAAAGUUGCAUGAUAAUGGGGAAUGAGACCUGGAGAGCAUUGUGCAGCUUCUGAUACAUAUCGUUGUCCUCCUCCCGAUGCAAAGGGGACCUUCAUAGCUUCUUGUACACCUUCCAUCAGGUCGAGCACGACGACCUUGACUAUCGCCCAACAUUCUAGGGCAGUGAAAUAAAGAGGCAUAGGAUACAGCAACUUCUGUCGGAGUACAAAGUCGAGGGUAGUGCGAGAUGAAAGCUAUCCGUUAAACGCCAAGAGAUCGGGAGCUCAAGCAGUGGCAGGUAAUUUAGGAGCCUUGAGCAUGCAUUACAAGUGCUACAGAGGGUCUGGAAUAUCAAUACAACAGCUCCACGUGUCUAGAUAGUGUUCGACCUUGGAUUCUCCAGAAUGUUCAGGAAUAAAUAAGACUUUCGAGAACCAUUAUUGAUCGGAGAUUUCCCGUUUGCUUCUGGGAUCGUUGGUUCCUUUAGUGCCGUC
Messenger RNA from Mollisia scopiformis, 1180 nucleotides. Its product is annotated as DNA-binding protein. Gene Ontology annotation, cellular component: zeta DNA polymerase complex. Bases 1 to 732 code for a protein of 243 amino acids. NCBI's taxonomy places the organism in Eukaryota, Fungi, Ascomycota, Leotiomycetes, Helotiales, Mollisiaceae. The transcript is spliced from 2 exons. The record is from RefSeq and is a predicted model, not a curated record.